AUGACCAACUACCACGACACCGAAAGCCUGGAAUACUCCUCCGACACCUCUGAUGAUGGCCGCUUCUCUCCCCACCCCACGGGUCGCAUUAAGCGCUACACAAGGCCCUUAAUCGAUUACGUGCGCAACGAAUGGCAAACUAACGCCAAAUACUCCCAUCUCGCCAACCCCGACCAGCCCUCUGAACCCUCCAGAUUCGUCCAACUCUUCCUGUCUAUUGUCACUGCGCCGCGCUUCCGUCGCUAUGUCGUGGUGUACUUGACCCUUGUGAUAACGUGUCUGCUGGGAUGGCUGUAUAUCCUCUCUCCGCGGCUAGCGGAGCAUGCGUCGUUGUUGCGGGCGCUAGAUCCAGAGGUGAAGGAGGAAGUCGGUGGAUGGUUUGGAACGAACGCUUUCCCCGGGUUUGAUGAUGUUGUGCAGGUGGGAAAGCUGGAUACGGAGCUUUUGCCUGAGGGGGAUGAACGGCUGAUUGUUGUGGGUGAUGUGCAGGGAUGUAUGGCUGAGUUGGACCGCCUUCUUGAAGAACUCCUCUUCGAUCCGACCAACGACCACCUCAUCUUUACUGGAAACAUGAUUAGCCAGGGCCCCAACAGCACUGACGUCGUCGAUUUUGCCCGAAAGUACUCCGCAUCGUGUGUGCGUGGAAACAACGAAGACCGCGUCCUUGUUAUGCGCCACAACAUGAUCGAAGCUCAGACGUUGACUGAUACCUCUUCCGAUCAAUACCUCGAUGGUCAGUCAACAGAGCAGGCCAAAAAUGAACGUAAUCUUGCGCGUGCCCUGUCAGAAGAACAAUCAGAGUGGCUAGACGCCUGCCCAGUUAUCCUCAAUGUGGGACAGAUUCCUACCAUGGGACAGGUCGCCGUCGUGCAUGGCGGACUGAUUCCGGGCGUGGAUCUGAAUCAUCAGGAUCCGUACAGCGUGAUGAAUAUGUUAACCCUUGAUUUGGACACCCAUAUGCCUAGUCCAGAGCGGGACGGUAUGAUGUGGACUAAGUUUUUUAACAAACACCAAUCUGUCAGCUAUUCAAGCUCUAAGAGCUCGAACAAUGAUGACGACGAAGACGCAGGCGCCGCCAAAGCCACCACUGUCAUCUACGGCCACGACUCCGAAACAGGCCUCAACAUCAAUACCUAUACCAAGGGAAUUGAUACCGGCUGUGUCGCCGGCGGAAAACUCACCGCUUUCGUGAUCAGCGCCUCUGGAGAGCAGAAUAUUAUCCAGUUUGCAUCUUUCUCUCUUUAUCUCUCUGCUGGUUUGAAGGGACUAGGAUUGAUUGGUUGGAUUGGAUUAGGUAAGGGUGGACUGUAUUGUUGUAUAUCUAUCUCUACGGGAGGUAUACUCAAACACUAUGCUAUACUAUACUCAAUUCAUUACAUUUCAUUACUUAAUCUUAUACCUGAUCGGGCCCGCCAAGUUACACGUAACCUUCCCCGCUGGCUCAAGCAGGGCAUGUAUGGGUCCUUCUACUCAGCAUCAUCAGCAUCUAUCCCCAUAACCAUGAGACCAUCGUGUUCGUGGCUUGGGUCAGGCCCUGUUUCAGAGUCAAGUUCAACCUGA
Messenger RNA from Aspergillus niger, 1560 nucleotides. RefSeq lists its product as uncharacterized. The record is from RefSeq and is a predicted model, not a curated record. Lineage: Eukaryota; Fungi; Ascomycota; Eurotiomycetes; Eurotiales; Aspergillaceae. The transcript has 6 exons. Gene Ontology annotation, molecular function: phosphatase activity; endopolyphosphatase activity. Gene Ontology annotation, biological process: polyphosphate catabolic process. Gene Ontology annotation, cellular component: cytoplasm. The coding region runs from base 1 to 1560 and encodes 519 amino acids.